UUUUAACAAGAAGAGGCCUUAGCUUUCUUCUUCCAUUACAGAGGUUGACAUAAAUGGAGCCAAUUCAAUCAAUGUUGGGAGCUUUCCCUUAUGGAGAUCAGUGGGACCCCCUCAGCAUUCUGUUCAACAAUGAGGAUCUUGAGAUGACGCAGAGGCUUCUUGGUCAGUGCCCACCUGGCUUGGAGAUCCCGACGGACUGCUUCUUCACGAGCCCGGAGGAGUUCCCGGAAGAUCAGACGAUGCCUGCAGGAAUGUGUGAGGGAUUCUUGAAUCCUGCGCUGACUCCUAGCCGUAACUCCCUGAUGGGUUCCUCCUCCCAGGACGGGUCUUAUGCCAGCACUGGCUUUGACGGGCAUUAUUACCCCGGGAUGUCCACAUUCUCGAUGGAGGAGAAGUAUUCCGGCGAAUCAUUCGUGCCCGACUUCACAGGCAUUCUUGCCGGAGAAGGUUUUUGCCAGAGCGACAACAAUGCUGCUGGCAGUGAUAUUCAGGCUGAACCGGUGGAGCAACAAGCGGCGGUGAAGAGGUUACAGCCGAAGAGGGGGUACACGGGGUCGAACUCAUGCACUGCAGAGAAAGACGACGCUGAGACCGAUGCACCCAAGAACCUGAAGAAGAGGAAGCCUUGCGCCUCAAGAUCAGAUAAGGGGAAGAAAAACGUGCUGCCAAAGAAGAAGCAGAGGCUCGCCAAACCAAACGGGGAUGAGGGAGAAGAGGGUAACGUUAUCGUGAGGCAACAGGGCCAGAGCUCGAGCACUUGCAGCUCGGAGGAAGACAGUGUCUCUCAAGAGCUCAACAAUGGAGAAUCGGCUCAAAAUUCCAACGAGACUUCGGCCCUUAACUCAGACGGAAAGACAACUAGAGCCAGCAAAGGCACUGCCACAGAUCCUCAGAGCCUCUACGCAAGGAGAAGAAGGGAGCGAAUCAACGAGAGACUGAGGAUCUUACAGAACCUUGUUCCUAACGGAACCAAGGUCGAUAUCAGUACAAUGUUGGAAGAGGCAGUCCAGUACGUCAAGUUCUUACAGAUCCAAAUUAAGCUCUUGAGCAGUGAUGAGCUGUGGAUGUAUGCCCCGAUAGCCUACAAUGGGAUGGACAUUGGACUGAACCAGAUGCUUCCUCGUCACCUAUAGUAAUCUCAAGUCAAUCUCGCAAUAAUAUACAUCGAAUCCAUCCAUCAGACAUUUAAAGAAAUAAGAAAAGAAAAACAAUCCAAUGUUUUCACCCCACAAAGUGGGAUGACCUAACUGAUUCGGAACCGGUUGUACAAAGAUCAGUUCAUCGAUAUUCGCCGUGCCUAAUGUGUAGACCCCAUAAUUCCGGCUCUUCAUCACAGCCCCAUCUGGAAGCAAGCAAGAACUCCAGUGGAAGAGAGUUACCAAAUCAUAUAGAUAUCAGCCAUUUUUUCAACUUUUUUUUUCGGUUCAAUUAUACGUAGUUAUUGUUCAUGACUUUGUACUGGGUCGAUUGUUAAGUUCCCCAUUCAGAAACAUGUG
Molecule: messenger RNA, 1496 nt
Organism: Punica granatum (pomegranate)
Lineage: Eukaryota; Viridiplantae; Streptophyta; Magnoliopsida; Myrtales; Lythraceae
Source: RefSeq, a predicted model, not a curated record